Microstroma glucosiphilum is the source of this 611-nucleotide messenger RNA. RefSeq lists its product as hypothetical. Gene Ontology annotation, cellular component: mitochondrial matrix. The transcript has 2 exons. Gene Ontology annotation, biological process: mitochondrial proton-transporting ATP synthase complex assembly. NCBI's taxonomy places the organism in Eukaryota, Fungi, Basidiomycota, Exobasidiomycetes, Microstromatales, Microstromataceae. Bases 75 to 533 code for a protein of 152 amino acids. The record is from RefSeq and is a predicted model, not a curated record.
CCUCACCUCAUCCAUCCAUACCUCCUCUCUGUACCUCUCACGCCGCAUCACUUCCCACUCUCUCCUCUGUCACAAUGGCAUCAGCAGCCUCCUCAUCUUCGUCUUCCACUCCGCGAAUUCUGUAUCGCUCUCUCCUACGGGAGCUACGGUCCAAUCCUUCCACCCCGCCCAAGGCAAUUCGAUCCCCCGCCUUUGCUUCACAGCCCAUCGUCUCCUACGUCAGGCAGUCCUUCCGGGCGUCGACGACGAGUGAUGGUGAAGGAGCGUCCUUGAAGGAGAUGAAGGACUUGGAGCUCUUCUUGAGGAGCAAUAGGGUGCAUAAGGAGCUCCUGGUGCGCUAUAAUCCGCUGCACGACCAGACCGAGGCGGAGAGGGUUAAGGCUACAGCGAGGCGGGUGGGACUAGAUGUACCGGUCGAAUACUUGCCGAAUGCUGGAAAGGAAGAAGAGAUGGAUACGCGGUCGAGCAGGCAGAGGGCAGAUGACUACAAAGGAAAGACAGGGCCGCUGCCGCCCCCGGACUUGGACGCGUAGGGAGGUGCGAGGACAUGGGUACCUGCGGUGGAUCGACGGUGACUGACUUGACAAUAAAGAGACAUAUACUAUUACGUA